GUCGCGGAGAAGUGAUGAGCAGUGCUGUGUGAUUGCUUUACUGAAAGGAAAGCGGUGGGUAAGUUUGUUCGAGAUGCUGUAACCGCACCGCUGCCGCUUUAUUCCUUCUUCCGCGCGUUGUAUUGAGCCGCUGGGAAACAUUUAUAUUGGGAAAGGAUUUGGCCAAUUUCGGCGCAUAGUGUUACAGAGCAGGGGCGGCUGGUCGGCCGUUUGAGAGAAAUAUUUAAAACAUGGCACAUUUGGAGAAAUCCCAUGAAAGUGUUGACAGGUUCAUCUGCAUUUAUCCAGCUUACUUAAAUAGCAAGAAAACUAUUGGUGAGGGAAGACGCAUUCCUGUUGAAAAGGCUGUGCAGAACCCGACCUGUUUGGAGAUUGCAGAUAUAUGUCGUGCCAACAAGCUGAAUGUAGUUGUGGAGGGGGAUAAAAUGUACACUCGGGAGUGGAACAGAGAUGCUCAGUUCAGGGGCAGAGUCCGGGUGCAGCUCAGAAACGAAGACGGAACUACUUGCGUGGAGAAACUUUCAUCAAGGAAAGCUGUAAUGCUCCGAGUAGCAGAAGAAAUCCCAAAGCUGAAGAGCAGAACACAGAAGAGUGGAGGCGGAGAGCAGAGUGCACAACAGGGAGACGGUGGGAAGAAGAACAAAAAGAAGAAGAAAUGAUUUGUCUGCAAUAGACAUUGAACUGAGUGUGAGUGGUGCCAGACUCAUGGGGAACCUAACGCUACAUUUACAUUUCUGAAAGUAACACGUUUCAGAGCUUAGAAGUGCUUAGUAAAUUCAGCUCUGUUUGAUUUAUAAAGGCUCAUCUGAACAGAAAAUCCUGAGUUUAUUUUCCAAGAAUCCUUCUCAGAAUAAAAGCAACGUAAUGUUCAUCACACGUAUAAUAAAGCAGCAAGACGCAAUCUGUUCAACUCCAACCCUGACUUUUGUUUUUAUUGCAGCAAACAAGGCCUAGGAACACCCUAUGGAAAUACUAUUUCCACUAAUGCAAGGUUUUUUUUUUGUUUAUCAGAAGGCAAUGGGUUUACAGUUAACCAUCACUAAUCCAUGAAUGAACCCAGUUUCACAAAGGAAUAAACCAUAAUUCAAAAUGUGUGAAGUUCUCCGUGUUUUGAAGAGAUGAAUAGUAAGUUGGAAAUAUGACUGAGCAUUUAGCCACUCAAGAAAGAAGUUAGUUGUAAUACUGUUUUGUAUCCCACAAGACUGAUUGUGUAACCUUUACUGGUGUUCCUAUGCAUUAAAAUGGCACAACCCA
This is a messenger RNA of Xenopus laevis (African clawed frog), 1254 nucleotides long. RefSeq names its product signal recognition particle 19kDa S homeolog (gene srp19.S). The coding region runs from base 231 to 659 and encodes 142 amino acids. Gene Ontology annotation, cellular component: nucleolus; signal recognition particle, endoplasmic reticulum targeting; signal recognition particle. Gene Ontology annotation, biological process: SRP-dependent cotranslational protein targeting to membrane, signal sequence recognition; SRP-dependent cotranslational protein targeting to membrane. Lineage: Eukaryota; Metazoa; Chordata; Amphibia; Anura; Pipidae. Gene Ontology annotation, molecular function: 7S RNA binding. The record is from RefSeq and is a predicted model, not a curated record. The transcript has 6 exons.